GUAUAUGCCAGUAUGUCACCAGUAGUUCAUAUUGUAGAUGUGGGAUCUUCUACGAAAGAGUCACUUGCUAAUGUUACCGAAAUUCAUGAUGGGCUGGACUUCUCUUCAAAUACUGAUGCAGCGUAUUCUUUUGGGGUCUUUUCUGUUAAGUUUUCAACUGAUGGUCGAGAGCUUGUUGCCGGAAGCAGUGAUGCUUGCAUUUAUGUUUAUGAUUUGGAAGCAAAUAAAUUGACAUCUCGGUUCCCAGCUCACUCUUCUGAUGUGAACACAGUGACUUUUGCCGAUGAAACUGGCAAUCUCGUCUAUUCGGGUAGUGAUGACAAUCUCUGCAAGGUUUGGGAUAGACGUUGUCUACGAAAAAAAGAGCAAGCUGCAGGAGUGUUGAUUGGUCAUUUAGAAGGUAUUACUUUUAUUGACAGUCGAGGAGAUGGUCGCUAUUUUAUCUCCAAUGGUAAAGAUCAGACUACUAAACUAUGGGACAUCAGAAAAAUGUCUUCUGGAUCUAGUUGCAGCCCCAGGCCUGUGAUAUCCGAUUGGGAUUAUAGAUGGAUGGAUUUCCCUUCACAUGCAAAACAUCUGAGUCAUCCAUAUGAUCAGUCACUGGCUACAUACCGAGGUCAUUUAGUUUUACGCACUCUGAUCCGCUGCUAUUUUUCCCCAUCACACAGCACUGGACAGAGAUACAUCUACACAGGAUCUCAUGAUAAUAGUGUCUAUAUAUAUGAUGUGGUAACUGGAGAUCAAGUUGCUAGACUUAAUUGCCAUCAAAUGACAGUUAGAGACUGCAGUUGGCAUCCUUACUAUCCUAUACUAGUCAGUUCGGCUUGGGAUGGCCUCAUUGCCAGAUGGGAGUUCCCUGGUAGUGACAAGACCCCUGCGUUCAGCAAAAGCAGCUGGGCUGCUUUUGAAGACCACAUAUACUUGUAAAGUCAUCUUUAAUAUAAUUAUUUACAUUUAUAUACUUGUUCACGAACUUCCGAACUGUCUGUGUAUAGUAAAAACAAACAAUUUCAUAUAGUGGCAUGUACAUAGUUUUAUUAACUAAAGUGAAAUGUGUCAAAAUUGCCCUCAGAGUCUUUUGUAGAAGGUAACUUAUUGCUAAGAAGUUGACGGACUUGGAAAAGGAGAGUUGUAUUGAAUGGGAGCUUGCUAUUUUAGUUAAUUAUUUUUUG
Phalaenopsis equestris is the source of this 1172-nucleotide messenger RNA. Its product is annotated as LEC14B homolog. The record is from RefSeq and is a predicted model, not a curated record. Gene Ontology annotation, biological process: proteasome-mediated ubiquitin-dependent protein catabolic process. Lineage: Eukaryota; Viridiplantae; Streptophyta; Magnoliopsida; Asparagales; Orchidaceae. Gene Ontology annotation, molecular function: protein binding. Gene Ontology annotation, cellular component: Cul4-RING E3 ubiquitin ligase complex.